CUAUUGACUCUGCAGACAGUUGGCGACUUCUGUGCAUUGUGUGCUUCAGCAUGCGCUGACCCCGCUCUAUCAUUUUACUUGACCUAUUACUUUAUGGCUGAGUUGCUGUUGUUCCCAGUUGCUUCCUCUUUGUUAUAAUACCACUAACAGUUGACCGUGGAAUAUUUAGUAGCAAGGAAAUUUCAUGGAUGGACUUAUUGCACAGGUGGGAACCUAUCAUGGUACCACGCUUGAAUUCACUGAGCUCCUGAGAGUGACCUAUUCUUUCACAAUUGUUUGUAGAAGCAGUGUAUACACCUGUGGCCAUGGGGUGAAUGAAACACCCGAAUCCAAUGAUUUGGAGGGGUGUCACAAUAAGUUUGGCAAUAAAGUGUUUAUAUAUCUAAAGUUAUGCUCAAAAGUUUGCAUA
Staurois parvus is the source of this 409-nucleotide messenger RNA. Lineage: Eukaryota; Metazoa; Chordata; Amphibia; Anura; Ranidae. The record is from the annotation of a GenBank genome assembly.